Fopius arisanus is the source of this 2891-nucleotide messenger RNA. RefSeq lists its product as uncharacterized. NCBI's taxonomy places the organism in Eukaryota, Metazoa, Arthropoda, Insecta, Hymenoptera, Braconidae. The record is from RefSeq and is a predicted model, not a curated record.
GGGUCCCACAAAAAUGCAACAGAACUGGAUUCUGAGUUAACUACAGAUACUAGUGUUUCAUCAGCAACUUUCACCAGUAUUGAUUCAUCUGAAAACACCCGCACCUUCACUAAUGGUCGAGAACACGUGAAAGGCUGUGCCUCUAAGUACAGGAAUUGCAACUGUGAGGUCUUGACGAGAUAUAGAAUGAGACAAGAGAAGCGUGAACAGAGGAAAAAUCGUCCAGAUCGUGAAUUGGCCCCAAAUGACACAUUUCAUUCCACCAUCUUAGCUGGAAAUGUGGAGACUGCUUGGGCAGGUCCAUCACAGAUUUCUUCAGAUUCCUAUUACAGUGCAGAAGCCUUAGACGACUCAGUCAUCGCCCACCGCAAUAUUGAAACCAAUUCCGCGACUGCAAACAGUGAAUCGCCCACAGGAGGUUUAGACAUGGAAUUGAACGACUCGAAAUCAAGAGAUACAAAUCAUAAUAUUGAUUCUAUUCCAGAAGCCGAUGUACUUUCGGAGAGCCCACCAAUAAUAUCAGAAAAACAAGAGAAGACUUCCUACAUGCGGUUUUUUCUUGAAAAGCUCUCUAGAGAAAUCGACUCGUCACCUCCGAGCACCACAACUAAAAGUGCUAAUCUCAUGAGGGGAUUGGCAAUAUCCUUUGCUAAGAAUCGAGAAGAAUUUACAGAUAAAUUGAUGACGAUCAUCGAAGAGACUGAUCUGAACAUCUGUCACCACUCAGAAGAGAAAAGUCUUGGAAAUUUGAGUCGUUUGACGACAGAAUUUCGAAAGGCUUGUAAGUACAUUAAAAACAAUUCUAUGAUCAUGGAUGAGUCUAUGCCCCCAGAGAUGUUCAAGUCACCCACUGAUGUUUUGAAGACCAUUAUCCCCAGGAGCCCAGCCACUCUACGUGUUUCCAAUCUCUCUCCAAAAGAAAGGAAGGCGGUCGACAUUCGUACCCCUCGUCAAGAGAAUCAGAAGCACGUUAAGAAAGUCUACCGUAAAACACCUAAGAACAUUUCUGAAAAUGCACAGAGAUCGAAUCGUUCGCCUUUAUGCAUUGCAACAUUGAAAAGAGCAAAUGGGACUCCACAGAAUUAUAAGAAUUCUUCGCCAAUUCCUCAAAACUCAUGUAAAAUAUCAGAUACAUUGAGUAAUAAAUCACCUCAUGGUAACAUCACGCCGAAAAACUCUAAAGGAACACCGAAGGUAUUACCACCAACACCCAAAUAUGCAGGCUACAACGAUUCAUUCACGUACUGGGAGGAUUACGCUCAUCAAACCGCGACACCAGAGAGCGAAAGUAAGAAAAGAGAUCUGCGAAAAAGUAAGUCUGUCCCAGAUAUAAAAGCUCAAUUAGAAUCAGCAAGGAUUAAAAGAACUGCAGCGAUUCAGUUCUGCAGUCUGGAGGAUUCUCCACCGAGCUCAUUAUAUAACAUACCGAGAAAGACUUAACUCCACGAAAAUUAGAUACUGCAAAGAAUGUUCGGUCUGCUAUGAGUGAUCUCAAAAGGCCGGCAUUUGUCGUCAAUUUUCGUCGGAGGUCACCAGGUGCUGUUAGAAAAUCCCCCAACGCAAAGUCACCAGUUUCAUCGAAGCAGAAAGAGACAUCUCUUUAUUUACGUGGAUUGAGCGCCAAGAAAACAACUUCAGCAUCAACAUCUUCUGUUCGUCAUCCAACAACUCCGAGAAUUACCAAUCGAAAACUGGCGCUGACAAAUAGCACUCCUAAUUUGGCUUUCACUCCAAAAUCUACACCUUCAAGAUUACGACUGACUUCAGAGGCGAGAACUCCAGCUAGAACCUUGUCGAACGCUAAAAAGACUCCAUCUACGUUGAGUAUUGCUCGGACACCAGCUAAAAUUAACAGAAAAGAUGAACGCCAAGUUAACUCCGUCAAAGUACAGUCUAAACUAUUUGAAGCAAGGACUCCAGUUAGAUCAAAGUCUUCCCAAAAUUUACCUGCAUUCGUGGUUACCCCAGCCACACCAGCCACAAAACGCACUCGCGAUAAAAAUACAUCGCAAAAUUGUAACACAUCCAGAGUGACCAAUAAAUUGGUUCAAACUUCUAAAACUGAAAAGAAACCUGCGAUUACGUACAGACCUGGAAAGGUUUUCAACACACCUGCUAAGGCUGAAGAAAAGACUUGCUCAUUUUUUGCGACUCCAAAUAAUAUCCAAAAGUCUUCAAUCUUAUCAAAACGAGGAAAAUUUUUUGAGACUCCUGUAUCCUCUGCACAGAAGGAGAAACCGAAGAUUACACCUGCUUCAAAAAUUAAGAAGCCUCUUCUUGGGAGAGCUGCAAACAAAGAUUACGAUACGAUCAGAUCACCCGUCUCGGAAUAUAUCAAAUCCACUGAUCCCAAAUUGUUCCAGAAUAUCCGGAGCCACGAUGAUAAAUUUUUAUUGACCCCCAAAGGCAAACGAACUGCUACAUCUGGCGAGACGCUGCGAAUUAAAUUAGGGAAAAAUGUGAAAGAGAAGAAAAGUCAGAGAGAGUCUGAAAAUGACGAGAAUAUACCGGAUACUCAACUGGAUUCCUUCCCGAAAGUGAUAUAUCAGCCAUCCACCAUCGUCCAUGAUAUCGACUGCAGUCCAUCACCAAAAUUACGUGGAGGUCAAAAAGUUCUCAGAGAAAUAAAUGAUCGAAGGGUAGUCAUUCGUCACGAAGGUCGAAUCCAGAACAGCCAAUCGGACCAGUCCAUUCAUAUCUCUAAGCCAGCGCAGAAGAGUAAUUAUGUUGGCCACUCUCAGACAGCUAAGAAACCGUUCAAAUGAUUAUCGAUAAAGCAUCAUGAAAAACCUUAUAGCUAUAAAAUAUAUUAUAUAAAUUGCUCAUUGAAAUAGAAAUACUACAGAAGUUAUUAUUGUCCGACUAUAUUGAAUAAAGUUUUAUACAAAUUA